Messenger RNA from Oxyura jamaicensis (ruddy duck), 1717 nucleotides. RefSeq names its product ST3 beta-galactoside alpha-2,3-sialyltransferase 2 (gene ST3GAL2). The transcript is spliced from 7 exons. The coding region runs from base 291 to 1340 and encodes 349 amino acids. The record is from RefSeq and is a predicted model, not a curated record. Gene Ontology annotation, molecular function: beta-galactoside (CMP) alpha-2,3-sialyltransferase activity. Lineage: Eukaryota; Metazoa; Chordata; Aves; Anseriformes; Anatidae.
GCUGCUGUCCCCGAGGUGUCCCCGGUGCAGGGACGAUGAGUGCUGCUGCAGCCCGGAGCCAGCUGGGGACGGGUCCCCGAGCCCGCAGAGCCACAGGGACGCGGAGCUACGGCUGAGCCCGGCGUGCCGAGCCGUGCCGCGCCGCGCCAGGCGGAUGGAAAGCUGCGCCCCGGCAGGGAGCCCCACCGGCCGCCUGCCUCCACCCCGCGCCCGCCGGCCCCCUCCCGCGCCCGCCCCGCGCCCCAGCCCUAUGCCAGGCGAGCAGCGCCCGCCGUGCCCACCCGCCCGCCAUGAAGUGCUCGCUGCGCCUCUGCUUCCUCUCGACCGCCUUCCUCCUCGUCUUCGUCAUGUCCGUGCUCUUCACCUACUCCCACCACAGCAUCGCCUACCUGGACCCCGGCGGGCUGGGCGGCAUCCACCGGGUGAAGCUGGUGCCCGGCUACGCCGGCGUGCGGCGGCUGGGCCACGGGGGGCUGUACCCGAGGGGCUGCGCCUGCCGCCGCUGCCCCGAGGACGCCGCCGACGCCGCGGCGGCUUGGUUUGACAGCCGCUACGACGGCCGCGUCUCCCCGGUGUGGACCAAGGAGAACAUGGAGCUGCCGCCGGACGUCCAGCGGUGGUGGAUGAUGCUGCAGCCCCAGUUCAAGUCCCACAACACGCAGGAGGUGCUGAGCAAGCUCUUCCAGAUCGUGCCGGGCGAGAACCCCUACCGCUGGCGCGACCCGCGCCACUGCCGGCGCUGCGCCGUGGUGGGCAACUCGGGCAACCUGCGCGGCUCCGGCUACGGGCCCGAGAUCGACGGGCACGACUUUGUCAUGAGGAUGAACCAGGCGCCCACGGUGGGCUUCGAGGGGGACGUGGGCGGCCGGACCACGCACCACUUCAUGUACCCCGAGAGUGCCAAGAACCUGCCUGCCAACGUCAGCUUCGUGCUGGUGCCCUUCAAGACCCUGGACCUGCUCUGGAUCGCCAGCGCCCUCUCCACCGGCCAGAUCAGGUUCACCUACGCGCCCGUGAAGCCUUUCCUGCGGGUGGACAAGGAAAAGGUGCAGAUCUACAACCCCGCCUUCUUCAAGUACAUCCACGACCGCUGGACGGAGCACCACGGGCGCUACCCCUCCACCGGCAUGCUGGUGCUCUUCUUCGCCCUGCACGUCUGCGACGAGGUGAACGUCUUCGGGUUCGGCGCCGACAGCCGGGGCAACUGGCACCACUACUGGGAGAACAACCGCUACGCCGGCGAGUUCAGGAAGACCGGGGUGCACGACGCCGACUUCGAGGCGCACAUCAUCGACAUGCUGGCCAAAACCAGCAGGAUCGAGGUCUACCGGGGGAACUGAGGGCCGGACGGCGGCGCGUCCUCCAGCUCACCCACGCCAAGGAGCGGGGCUCAGCGCCCGGCCGGCAGCGGGUGGCCCCCGGCACCCGUGGGUGCUCGCCGGCAGCCCCCGGCCGGCAGCGUGGCCCCGAUGGAGCUGCCCCGGGCGGCGCUCGGUGCCUGUGACCAAUCAGGUUUUGAGCGAAAAAGGAGACUUUUUGUUGUUCUGGGGGUUUUUACUUAAUAUUAUUGCUAUUAAGGAACCCGUCUCAGCUGAGCAAGGAUUUACAGACGCACUCAGCACCUGGCCGGCCGGCGGGAGCGCCCGACUUGCAUCUCUUUACAGUCAAACCAAAUGCUGCUCUUUUUAAAACGAAAACAAAAAGAAAACACAAAAAA